AUGGAACGGGAGUUCUUGAGGAGAGUGAUGAGUAGGUUUGGCUUUGCUCAAAGAUGGAUUGAUUUGGUCAUGCAGUGUGUUACAACAAUGAGGUAUUCUUUUUUGGUAAGGGGAAAACCAAGAGGAUGUUUAGUUCCUACUCGGGGACUCAGACAAGGGGAUUCUUUAUCCCCUUAUCUAUUUUUACUUGGGGCGGAAGGGUUCUCUGUUCUACUUCAACAGAAACAAAGAGAGGGUUUUCUCUCGAAUAUUGAAGUUUGUCAAGAUGCACCCUCUAUGAAUCAUCUUCUUUUUGCUGAUGAUAGUAUGUUAUAUGAUAAUGCGGAGUUAGAGGAUUGUUAUCAGAUUCAGGAAGUGAUUGAAACUUAUGGAAGAGCUUCCGGUCAAAUAGUGAAUUUUAAUAAGAGUUUUGUGGUGUUCAAUAAGAAUGUAACAAACUACAUGCAAGGGGAAGUGGCUGAUCUCUUAGGGGUGGAGGUGGUAGAUUCUCAUGAAAAAUAUCUAGAUCUACCGACUUAUGUAGGCAGGAGGAAGUCUGCUACUUUCCAGUAUAUUAAAGAGAACUUGGCUAAGAAAUUGAAGAAUUGGCAGGGGAAGUUAUUGAGUGGUGCUGGCAAGGACAUUCUAAUCCGAGUGGUGGCUCAAUCCUUACCAACUUAUGCAAUGAGCAUUUUCCAACUUACAAAAGGGUUCUGUGAUGAGAUGGAACAGAUGUGUGCACGGUUCUGGUGGGGAAGCACUAAUGAUAAGCGUAAGAUUCAUUGGAGGUCUUGGGAUUUCUUGUGUAAUGCUAAGGAAGAGGGUGGACUGGGCUUUCGAAGCUUAGCGGAGUUUAAUUCUGCUCUAUUAGCGAAACAAGCAUGGAGGAUCAUUCAUCAUCCUACUUCUUUGAUUGCACGGAUUUAUGUUGCCAGAUAUUUCCCUUUGGGUUCUUUUUGGACUGCAGGGAUGCAUGCCUCUCCUUCUUACUCUUGGAGAAGCAUAUUGUCUACUCGUGAGUUAAUUGCUUAUGGUUUCUAUUGGCAAGUGGGUGAUGGUGAGAAGGUGAGAGCUUGGAGCCUUGGAGUGAUCCUUGAAUACCGGGUCUUCCAUCGUUUAAACCGGAGUUGCAAACUAACAGUGCGGAUGCUACACUUAAAGUUAGUGAUCUUAUUCUUCCUGAAAAUUCUUGGGAAGCAAGGAAAAUACGGGUUUGUUUUCAGCCAAUACAGCAGAGGCAAUCUUAUGUAUUUUCUCAGCUCUAGAAGAGCUCAGGACUAG
Messenger RNA from Rosa rugosa (rugosa rose), 1260 nucleotides. RefSeq lists its product as uncharacterized. NCBI's taxonomy places the organism in Eukaryota, Viridiplantae, Streptophyta, Magnoliopsida, Rosales, Rosaceae. The transcript has a single exon. The record is from RefSeq and is a predicted model, not a curated record. The coding region runs from base 1 to 1260 and encodes 419 amino acids.